CACAGCCAAAGCACUCUUCAACUCACAGUAAGUUCACUUGAGGGAAGAGAAUCAUUUUCAGAAAACCCAGAAAUGGAGGCUCCUGUGAAAUUCCUGUGCAUUCUUGGGAUGCUAGUGGUGUUUGUGAGCACUGGGGGUUUUGAGAGGGUUGAGGGUGCAGGGGAAUGUGGGAGCUCUACCACACCAGAUAAUGAGGCUCUCAAGCUUGCUCCUUGUGCUGCAGCAUCUCAAGAUGCAAGUGCCAGUGUCCCCCGGAGUUGCUGUGCUCAGAUCAAGAAAUUUGGGCAGAACCCUAAUUGCCUCUGUGCUGUUCUGCUCUCCAACACCGCCAAAAGCGCUGGAGUUAAGCCGGAGAUCGCCAUCACCAUCCCCAAGCGCUGCAACUUGGCUAAUCGCCCUGUUGGCUACAAGUGUGGACCUUACACUCUUCCUUGAUAGAGGAAGCUGAGAUAAAGGAGGACAAGGCUUAAGGAAGACAAUAGCUGUUGGCAAUAAUUGUGAAAAUAAUUGUGUUGUAUUCUCCUGUAACUUUAAUAAGAGCUAGCAGCUCUUCAUUGUCCAUCCUUUAUAAUACAUGACAUUCCAGUUUUAAAUGUCUCUGCAAUAGUCUUCAAUUAAUCCCUUCUGUGUUUCAAAACCCAGGGG
Messenger RNA from Neltuma alba, 645 nucleotides. RefSeq names its product putative lipid-transfer protein DIR1. The transcript is spliced from 2 exons. Bases 73 to 435 code for a protein of 120 amino acids. Gene Ontology annotation, molecular function: fatty acid binding. Lineage: Eukaryota; Viridiplantae; Streptophyta; Magnoliopsida; Fabales; Fabaceae. The record is from RefSeq and is a predicted model, not a curated record. Gene Ontology annotation, biological process: systemic acquired resistance.